Molecule: messenger RNA, 1753 nt
Organism: Rana temporaria (common frog)
Lineage: Eukaryota; Metazoa; Chordata; Amphibia; Anura; Ranidae
Product: tumor necrosis factor receptor superfamily member 10A-like
Exons: 9
Coding region: 101-1177 (358 amino acids)
Biological process (GO): positive regulation of apoptotic process; TRAIL-activated apoptotic signaling pathway
Cellular component (GO): cell surface; plasma membrane
Molecular function (GO): protein binding
Source: RefSeq, a predicted model, not a curated record
GUUCUGCAACCAUUGGCAUUGAACUGGUAGAUCGCGCUGAUCCCCGGACUGGGAAUACAUUGUGACAUUACUGGAUUCUACUCCUCUGGAUUGGAUCAUUAUGGCCCCAAGAGGGGCCCCCCGCCGACCUGUGACCCCCGGACCGGACCCCCUGGCUCUGAUCACCGGAAAACUCUUCUCCUUCUUCCUCCUCCUCUCCAUGGUACUUCCAACUGCAUAUGGCCUCCCUACAAGGACAGAAAGACUGAUAUCUGAGAACGAUAAGUACUAUGCAGUAGACGGACAGGAUGGCCAAAUCUUGUGUCUCCUCUGCCCAGCAGGUACUUAUGUCAAAGACGAUUGUACUGUUCCUUAUACAAGGGGAACAUGUGAGAUUUGUGUGGAAGGUACUUUCAGCCAAUAUGCGUCGGGGUUGUCGGAGUGCCUUAGAUGUGACACAUGCCGUGAGGAUCAGGAAGAAGUGUCCCACUGUAUCAUCAAUAAGAACACCGUCUGCCAAUGCAAGAAGGGAACCUUCUGUCCUCCAGACCAGCCAUGUGAGAUUUGCAUGCCCUGUACAGGCAGCUGCCCUGAAGAUGAGGUGAUUAAGGCGCCCUGCAAUUCAACAUUGGAUUCAGAAUGCCCUCCUCCAAGUUCCUCCACUAGCACAAGAGAUACUAUCAUAGCCUGUGUAGUUUCAUCCGUCAUACUCAUCAUCAUCAUCAUUGCUGUUUGUGUUUAUCGGAAGAAAAAGAGCACUAACACAGGAUCUAAACUCUUUGGAAAACUAACUGUACAUAUCUGCAAGGGAAAUGAAGACCAAGAUGAAGCCAAAGGUGACCUGCUUCAAAGAGACAUUAUACUGCAGUUUAAAGAAGGAACCGAUAAAGACACAAAAGAAGGAAUUAUCUAUAAAUCGUGGCCCAUUAUUGUGCGGUUGGUUCCCAUAAAAGAGUUUGAGAGUUUAAUGAACUCUCUGGGACUGAGUCAUAAUGAACUGGAUAGAGCUAAAGCAGACAACCCUGGCAAUGUCAAUAAUCAGUACAGUGCCAUGCUGCAAACCUGGUACCAGAAAGGUGAAUUUGACAUCAAUACACUCCUAAAAUCCCUGCGGAGUCUAGGCUUGGAAAAGGCUGCACAUGACAUCACAGAUCAGCUGACCAGUGACGGACUGUACAUCGAAGAGAACCAACAAUAAGACUUGAUCAUUUCCAUAUGGUACUGCCUCUUGUGAUUUCCGGUUUUGACCCUUUGCCUGGAACCCGAUUCUGAUUUGUCAAUGUGUACUUGUAUUAUAAAGACUGACUCCAGACAAACUUUAUUUUUUAGAUUUGGAUAGAGUGGGAAAGAGUUAGAACCCCGGUUCUGGUUGCUACUGCUGUCUCUGUCCAGGUUAUUCUAACACCUGAAGAAAUUCUGCCUAAGGGGAUAAAGAGAGCAGUAUAAACCUGAUAUGUUUUUAUUGAUUUCUGUUUCCUUACUGAAGAGGCUUCUCUCUCUUUCUGUUCUAAAACAAAAUAGGAAGUGAGGAGAAAUCUCCCAAAUAGGGAAACAGACAGCAAUCAAAACUUGGCAGAUGGUCCAACUGUUUCCCACUCCAUCAAAAUUAAAAAAAACGAAAGGUUGGAUGGAGUUGAGCUUUUUGUUGUAAAUAUAAUGAAAACUAUGCAGUUUUAUAAACUAUGUAGUUUUAUAAUCUAUAUUUUUGUUUAAAAAAGAGAAAUACAAAAAAUAUAUAAAAUAUAAAACUACCAAAAAUAAUAAACUUUCAUCA